GAGCCCUGCGCGGGCAGGUGCGGCGGGCGAGGCCGCUGCCCCGCGGCGGGCCGGCGCACGGAGGCUUCGUCAAUGGAAGUAUGUUACCAGCUGCCCGUGCUGCCGCUGGACAGGCCGGUGCCGCAGCACGUCCUCAGCCGCAGAGGGGCCAUCAGCUUCAGCUCCAGCUCCGCGCUCUUCGGCUGCCCCAACCCCCGGCAGCUCUCGCAGAGACGUGGAGCAAUUUCCUAUGACAGCUCUGAUCAGACUGCGUUGUACAUUCGUAUGCUAGGCUCUUGUGUAAUAUUCAAACAGCUGAGUACAAGAGAUGUGCGAGUAAGAAGUCGGGCAGGAUUUGAAACAGAGAGAAGAGGUUCUCAUCCAUACAUUGAUUUCCGUAUUUUUCACUCAAAUUCUGAAAUCGAGGUCUCUGUGUCUGCAAGAAAUGUGAGAAGGUUGCUUAGUUUCCAGCGAUACCUGAGAUCUUCCCGUUUUUUCCGUGGUAUCACUGUUCCAAAUUCUUCAAACAUUUUAGAUGAUGAUUAUAAUGGACAAGCAAAGUGUAUGCUGGAGAAGGUUGGAAAUUGGAAUUUUGAUAUUUUUCUUUUUGAUAGACUGACAAAUGGAAACAGUCUAGUCAGCUUAACCUUUCAUCUGUUUAAUCUACAUGGACUAAUUGAACACUUCCAAUUAGAUACGAUGAAACUUCGUAGAUUUUUGGUUAUGGUUCAAGAAGAUUAUCACAGUCAAAAUCCUUAUCAUAAUGCAGUUCAUGCUGCUGAUGUGACUCAGGCCAUGCACUGUUACUUAAAAGAGCCCAAGCUUUCCAAAUCUUUAACUCCAUGGGAUGUCCUGCUCAGUUUAAUAGCAGCUGCCACACACGAUUUGGAUCACCCAGGCGUUAACCAACCUUUCCUAAUUAAAACAAAUCAUUAUUUAGCGACUUUAUAUAAGAAUACCUCAGUAUUAGAGAACCAUCACUGGAGAUCGGCAGUGGGGUUGCUGAGAGAGUCUGGUUUAUUUGCACAUAUGUCAUUAGAAAACAGGCAGCUGAUGGAGAGCCAGAUAGGUGAUCUCAUUCUUGCUACAGACAUCAGUCAACAAAACGAGUACCUGUCCAUGUUCCGAUCCCAUUUGGAUAGAGGAGAUCUAUGUUUAGAGAAUGCAAACCAUCGUCACUUCAUCUUACAGAUGGCUUUGAAGUGUGCAGAUAUUUGUAACCCCUGUCGGACAUGGGAGCUGAGCAAGCAGUGGAGUGAAAAAGUAACAGAGGAGUUCUUCCAUCAAGGUGAUAUUGAAAAAAAAUAUCACUUGGGUGUGAGUCCACUUUGUGACCGACAGACAGAAACUAUUGCCAACAUCCAGAUUGGUUUUAUGACUUACUUAGUGGAACCACUGUUUGGGGAAUGGGCCCGGUUUUCCAACACGAGGCUGUCCCAGACAAUGCUUGGCCACCUGGGACUGAACAAGGCGAGCUGGAAGGGAGUGCAGAGGGAACAGUCAGGCAGCGGUGACGAUGUUGACCCCACCUUUGAGGAAAUGGACUCAGACAUUUUACCUCAGGAACCUCGAUUGUCCUGACCUCAAUCUCCAUGACAAAACUGCCUCUUCCCUCGGUAUCUGCACGGUUGGAUUAAAGGAGACACAUGCCAGCCCAAGGUUUUGGUAAAACGGUAAAAUGAUGCCAGCAUUAUUUAUUUCCAAGUUUUCCUUUGACACAGACCAUUUGACCCAGAAUUUUUUUAAGCCGCCAGAUCUGAACAUAGAGCAAUAUGCACCCGCCUCAGUUGGUUGUCGUUCGGAACCUCGAAUAUGCAAAGCACAGCAGUGACUGAGCCUUGGAGCAAUGGGACGAAAGCUUCAUUGUGCCCCUUGGCUUGGGUUUUCUCAUGAUAUUUGGAAUACGGUCUUCAAAUCUAAGACUUGACACGGAUUAUUCCACUCCCUUGGAAUUUAGCAAGACUUGCAUAAAUGUGUUCAAAGCAUACCUUCCACUCAGUCCCUGUUUUAAUACGGAAAUGUGAAGUGCCCAUCCUCUGCUGCCUCUGGCAAGACUUGAUGUUUACAAAUGUACUCUGAAACUAUCGGUUCUAGACUUAACCUUUGCGCAUGGCUGUGAAGGAACCACUAACUUGGGUUUUUUGCUUUUUUAAAAGAAAAAGAUCAAAUCUGAGACUGCAGCUCUUGUUUCUUUGGAUGCCAGAAAAGCCUCCCAUUUGCCAUAAUUUUGUUUGUGCACUGGGAA
Parus major (Great Tit) is the source of this 2224-nucleotide messenger RNA. RefSeq names its product phosphodiesterase 7A (gene PDE7A). The record is from RefSeq and is a predicted model, not a curated record. The coding region runs from base 73 to 1560 and encodes 495 amino acids. Gene Ontology annotation, molecular function: 3',5'-cyclic-AMP phosphodiesterase activity. The transcript is spliced from 14 exons. Lineage: Eukaryota; Metazoa; Chordata; Aves; Passeriformes; Paridae.